Molecule: messenger RNA, 1021 nt
Organism: Paralichthys olivaceus (Japanese flounder)
Lineage: Eukaryota; Metazoa; Chordata; Actinopteri; Pleuronectiformes; Paralichthyidae
Source: RefSeq, a predicted model, not a curated record
UGGAGGAAAACUGAAUCUGACGCUGCAACAACAGGACGGAUCAAAACUUCUGGACAUGGACACCAUGACGAUGUUGCUGCUGCCGCUUCUCAUCACUUUACUCUGCACUCCCGUCUGUCUGUCAGUGACUGUGAGCAGCAGUAAGACUCAUGUAGAGGUCCACGAGCACACAGUGCCUCCUCAUGUGCCGUCCUGUGAGGUGCCGAGCUCCGUGUUCGUGGGCUCAGGUCUCGACCUGCUCUGCAAGGACAAGCUGAGCGUUCCUCCUGCCACCUACCGCUGGUACAAAGACAACAAGGCCCUGACGGCCACGGCCGACACUGUGUACGGCAUCGACACACACACAGGCACACUGAAGUUUAAGAGCGUGACCAAAACAGACACAGGGAUGUACCGCUGUGAGUCCUCCAACAAUGCGGGGGCGCCCAAGAGUUGUGUGGCCCAACAACUCAACGUUAUUGAAUAUCCCUUGAAUACGACAGUGUUGAUAGCAGGUGCUGCAGCUUUUCUGACGCUCACUGUCUUCUGCUGCAUCUGUGUGUGUGUGUGUCGACGCCGAGGCUGCUGCAGGAAAGAAAAAAGGACAAAAAGCAACAAGUCGUACAACCCGGGGCCUCCUCCUCCUCCCAGCCGCAACCUCAAGCAUUACAAACAAACUCAGUCCUUCAUGAUCUAAGAAAGAAACAGAGUCGGUCUUCAGAUUAUCCAAAGCCUUGGACACACAUACACAGUCGUAUCAUCUGAUAUCAAGCAAAACCAGCGAUUUCUGCAAAAACUUUGCUGCCUCCUAAAAAGUGGCCGUCUGUGUGUUGCCAGUUUGAAAGUUUCCUUUAUCCUAAUCUCCUGUAAAUUGAAAAUUCAGCUCAACUGUUUUUAUAAUGAUGUGAUAUAUAUUUCAUAAUCUUUUUUUAGUGUGCUUAGACAUUUUUGAAAAUCUUGUUCAAUCUUUUUUCCUUGUUGUUCACUUGUUACAUAGUUUUUGGCUCUCCAACGCCACCUAUAGGCUGUUAACUGUAACUAU